UACUGCUUCACUAUCACAUAUAAGAUAGAAGGACAGCGGCAGUAUGAUCUACGCUGCGAUUCUGAAGCUGAAUGCAAUAUUUGGAUCGAUGCCAUCAAACGGGCCAGCUACAGCAAAGUUCUUGAGCAAAAGGAAGAACUUGAACAAAAGCAUCUUCAUUUACUGCAAAUCCUGGACAGUGAACGUCAGGCAAAAUGGCACUAUGUUCAGCAAACAGAAGAGCUGGCAUGCGAAGUGAAGAAACUCAAAGAAGAGCUUCAGAAGUUCAGAAAGGAAGUCUACGGAAACCACUGCAAAGUAGACGAAGAGACAGAUGACUUGAAGAAAAUAAAAAAG
Messenger RNA from Candidula unifasciata, 336 nucleotides. NCBI's taxonomy places the organism in Eukaryota, Metazoa, Mollusca, Gastropoda, Stylommatophora, Geomitridae. The record is from the annotation of a GenBank genome assembly.